Molecule: messenger RNA, 930 nt
Organism: Adineta ricciae
Lineage: Eukaryota; Metazoa; Rotifera; Eurotatoria; Adinetida; Adinetidae
Source: the annotation of a GenBank genome assembly
AUGCGACUUUUUUUUAGUUCUUAUCUUUUAUCGAAAUAUUUCACAAGGCAAAAGAAUCUUGUUGUCAAUACAAUGGCAAAAGCCCGUGUUAAAUAUACAUCGGAUAGUCGAGUUGUACAAACACCUAUUACAUACAAUAUCCUAUUAGCUGGUGAAACAGGAACAGGAAAAAGUGCAGUGAUAAAUAUGAUAUUUGAUGAAGAUCGUGUAGAAACUUCCUCAGGUGCUAUUGGCUGCACUAGAGAUUGUAAUUCAGUUCGUGGUACACUCAAAGAAUAUCCUCAUAUGAAUUUAAGAAUGGUUGACACAGUUGGUCUUGGUGAAAGUUUAGAGGGUGAAGUACCAAAUGAACAGGCAAUGAAUAUAUUUCAAAAUAAAAUAGAUAGUUUAUAUUCCAAAGAUGGUAUUCAUUUAAUUCUAUAUUGUAUUAGAAAAGGUAGACAAUUAACGCCAACUAUUGAACAUUAUCAAACAAUUGUUCAUGAUUUAUGUGAAAAACAAGUCCCAUGUUUAUUAGUUAUCACUCGCUGUGAAGGAGAUUCUCCUACUGGUCGAUGGUGGAAAGAAAAUGAAGUUUAUUUACGAAAAAAUUUAAAAUUUGAUGUUGAUGAUGCUGUAGCUGUUACAGCCGUUAAAACUGAUGCAUCAUUAUCCGAGUAUAACGAAUCGAGAAGACAAUUAAUAGAAGCUAUUAGACAAUAUGCAUUAAAAGAACCUUGGCGUUCGAAAAAUUUGAAAGAGAAAUUAUUAUCGUUAUAUCACAGUAAAGUACAUAGGCCAUCAAUUAAACGACAGGGAACAUCUGAUCCAUUAUGGAAACAAUUACAAGAGCCAAUGAAUACCCAAUCGUUAACUCGAUCAUUAUGGUCAUGGUUUUCUUCUACUUCUCGUGCAGUGUCAUGCGAUGAAGAUCAAAAUGAAAAAAACUAA